Lineus longissimus is the source of this 1995-nucleotide messenger RNA. RefSeq names its product lipid droplet-regulating VLDL assembly factor AUP1-like. Gene Ontology annotation, cellular component: endoplasmic reticulum membrane. Lineage: Eukaryota; Metazoa; Nemertea; Pilidiophora; Heteronemertea; Lineidae. Gene Ontology annotation, molecular function: ubiquitin binding; acyltransferase activity. The transcript has 10 exons. The record is from RefSeq and is a predicted model, not a curated record. Bases 89 to 1378 code for a protein of 429 amino acids.
CGACGACACCAACAUGUCUUUCUCAAGAAAUCCUAAAAUUUUCUCAUACUAAAUGCCAUAUAACUAAGUUCUGACUGAAUAUUUUAGGAUGGCAACUGUGCAGCUUGUGGACCUGUUUGAAAAGUCCAGGUUUCCUAAGGGCCUUGCCUUGGUUCCUAUCUUACUGUACUUUCCUCUUGGAAUUGUCCUGUGUGUUCUACGUGUCUUCAUUGGAUUCAAUGUAUUGGUGGUUGCUAGCAUCCUAGCAAAGAAGUCACUCCUGAGGAGGUUUGUUCUGCGUGUGAUGUGCGGUGUCCUUGGCAUAGUGUUGACCACAGAAGGCAUGGAGCAACGAGACUCAAGCGUCAAACUUCUCCUUUCAAAUCAUAGCAGUGUCUUUGACCACCUUGCCACAGAUUUGAUUGUUGAAAAUUUUAUGUUGUUAACCAAGAAAGUAGACAAGAUGAUCCAGUGGCUGAUGGGAUUUGUUGACCUUGGUUACACUCUGAGAGAUGCACCAGUUGAAGUCAAUAUACAGGAAUAUUGUAGAGAUUCCCCCUACUCCCUAUUGGUGUUCCCAGAGGGUGUGACAACCAGUGGAAAGAAGGCCUUGUUGAGAUUCCAGGAAUGGCCGUUCAGACUUGGUUUAUCUAUUCAGCCAAUUGCCAUACAGACAUCUAGGCCACCAUUCACGAAUGUGGCAAUAAGUGUUCUUGGCUCCACAUAUGUCUCUGACAUCUUCUGGCAUCUAUUUGUGCCGUACACACACUUCCAUCUCAAAAUCCUGCCAGUCAUUAGACGAAACGAAACCGAAACAACAGAAGAUUACUGCAGACGGGCAGAGAAACUCUUUGCUGAGGCCCUCAAGUUGGAGGUUUCAAAUUUUACAAGUGCUGACAAGGCAGAAUUGUUCAAAAGAAUGACUUUCCAACCCCCUGUUACAAAUCAACAUGCUCAAUCAGGUGCUACUCCCAACCUCGGCAGUGACAGCAGCCUUUCCACAUCUCCUACGCUGAUCACCAGGGGGAGCCUCCGCAGCUCAUGGCGAUCAUCAAGUCCGGAAGAAGACCAACGUCUCAACUUAAUGACACAGCAAGUGAAAGAAGUCUUAACGCAGGUGCCUCUUCAUGUCAUCAAAAGAGAUUUGAGCACCACGAGGGAUGUCGACAUGACCAUUACCAAUCUCUUAGAGGGCACUGUGGCAUACACCCCGGAGGACUCUGCACCUCAGAAACCCAAGCCUAAUCCAAUGGCUUUAUCGCCAGUAAAAAUUGCUGCAAAGUCUUUUUCGAAAAGUUCUCAAGAACGUCAUCAAUCAUUUGAAGAGAGGAAAAAAAUCUUGAUCGACACGGCGAGGGAAAAGUACAUGAUGAAACAUGGGAUGCUGGGCACGAGCUAACAUUUGAACUCUCAAAGAGACAAUGACAUUUGUGAGCCAUUCCCAUCAAUUGAGGUGACUUUGCCUACUUGUUGAAGUACUGUGUUGACGAGAUUACGCCAGUCGAGUGACGCCUGGGCCUGUACAAUAGGCUUAUUUCACAUGGUGAUGGCAUUAGUUACAUUUAGCAGUCUAAAACAAUAAACUCCUAUGUUACUUUCAUAUGUUCUGUCAUAUAUGUCAUGCAAACUCCCUUAAAAGAGACUGAUUCUUUACCCAAAGUGCUGACCGGACCAGUAAGGACAGAUUUUUCAUGUCAAGGGUGUCCUUGAUGGAGGUUCUACUGUACGUUAAUUCUAAUCUUAGACAAGUGAAUACAAGUUGAGCAGGAUGUGAUGUAGUCUUGGUCCAUAUUUUGAAGAGUGUUGGCUGGUAAGAAAGACUUCGAUUUUCUUGUUUGGUAGGGUGGUGGAUCAGGUUUUAUAAGGCUUUUGGGGUAGUUCUUGUCAGUGGAUUUUAUCAUCGGUCAAGUGUACCUGCUCACUCUCUAUACAUGUACAUAAUCAUAUGAAUAUAUAGACGACAGAGAAAAUGAGUAAACUUGGGUUGUUGGAAAAUAAAAUUCAUUUUGUAACAAA